AUGCGAGACGGCGGCUCCGCCUCUAGCGGCGACUGCGCCGGCGCUCGCGGCAGCUCUCACGACGAAGGCAGCGACGCUGCUACAGCCGCGCUGCCUCCGAGCCACAUGUUCUGCCGGCUGGAGUCCGUGGUGCUACAGAUUGACGUCGAGACGCACGAGCUGCUGGCCACCAUGCAGCUACAGCCUAUCCAGGAGGCGGAGGCGGCGGAGGAGCAGGCGCGGGCAGCGCGCGCAGGCGCGGCGGCGAGCGGAAGCCGCGUGCUGUACGCGCGCACGGAGCAGGACCGCGUGUGCUGCAAGCGGCUGUCAACCAGCGACACGUCCACGCACGGCGGCUUCUCCAUCCCGCGCAAGGCCGCCGAGGCCUGCCUCCCCCACCUGGACAUGACGCAGUCGGUGCCAUCGCAGCGCAUCACGGCGACGGACGUGCUGGGCAACCAGUGGCUCUUCCGCCACGUGUACCGCGGCACGCCCAAGCGCCACCUGCUCACCACCGGCUGGAGCGCGCUCUCCGCCACCUGGGGCCUCGCUGCUGGCGACCGCAUCGUCUUCCUCAGGUGCGCUCAGGUGUUCCUUCAGGUGUAUUCAGCUGUUUCUUCAGGUGAUUCGCCUCCCAGGCGUCACAGCACAGCGCAGUGCAUUCUUCACCCAGCUCACCUCGCUCCUCGUUCGAUCUUUCCCCCUCCGCUCUCUCAAACCCACAGGAACCGGCACGGCGCGCUCAAGGUGGCGGUGCGGCGCAGCGAGGCAGCCAUGGCGGCCCUGCAGGCGCAGCGCCAGGCGCGCCACGCUCAACGGUGUUCCCUUGACGUUCACCACGUGGGCGACCCCGCCGCCAUGGCGCCCUCCGCAGCCUCCCCAGGCCUGGCGGAGGUGGCGUCUGCUGAUGCUGUGCUGGCCACCGCUGCUCGCUGCUACAGCCGCCGCACGGCCUUCUCUGUCACCUUCCACCCAUGGGUGAGCGCGUCAACGCCCUUCGUCAUCCCGCUCCCCGACUUCACACGCGGGCUGCACGUGAAGGCGGCGCUACAGCCGGGCAGCGAGGUGCGCCUCACGCUCGAGACCGACGACCUCGCCACGCGCCGCCUACGUGGCACCGUGCUCUCGCUGCACCACUCGCCCUCUGCCACGUGGCCCUCCUCGCCCUGGCGCUCGGUGCAGAUCAAGUGGGGCGACACGGACGGGGCAGUGAAGCCCACGCGUCUCUCCCCCUGGCUGCUUGACGACGCGCGCGCCCUCGCCCAGUCCUGCUCCUCCUUCUACGUCUCCUCUGACUCUGCCCCCCACACCACCACCUUCGCCUCUGUCCCCCCUAUCGCCACCGUUUCUGCCGGCGCUGCUCUGCUGUCGCACUCGGUCCCGCGCCCCCCCCGGCUCUCCCUGCCACCACCUCUCUCCAUCCCUGCUGCUGCUGCUGCUGCCCCCCCUGCUGCCGCCCCUGCCUCCCUCCUCACAGCGGGACAGCAUGGAGAUGGGGGCAGCUGGGGCCCCACCCCUCUGCAUCUCUCCUCCACCGCCCCUCUCUCUCACACCCCCCUCACCUCCUUCCUCCCUAACCACUCCCUCCCUCUGCGGCCCAUGCCUUCUGAACCUGGCCACUCCGAGCCUGAUGCAAUGGUUUGGUCACAAGCCCAGCCAGCCAUGGAGUACAGCGGGUCUCGCGAGUCGGUUGCAACCGCCACCCCCGCCACCGCUGCUACAGCCGGUGCCAGCCAUGCAUCUCCGUCCGCGCCUCGUCCGGCCUUCCCUCGUACCCUCACUGCUCCCGGGGGCUUCACAGCCUAUGCUCCUGCCAGCGCGCGGCAGAGCGGGGUGAAGAGGGAGCAGCAGGAGGAGGGAGGAGCGGUGCAUCUCACGCUCUCUCUCGGCCUCUCCGCCUUGACCGCUUCGCCCCCCUCCGACCACUCCUCCCCGAGCCUCAAGCGCCGCCGCACCACAGGCCUGGACAUGCCUGUGCUGCGCCACGCGUGCCACUCGGAGUCGGAUGUCGCCCGCCUGCUGCACGCCCAACGGCCGGAGAGGACGGACACGCUUGACAGCGACCUUGCCAUGCACCCCCAAGGCCCGUCCGAUGAGGCUGCUGCUCUUGCUGCUGGUGCUGGUGGUGGUGCUGAAGUGAGUGGUGCGGUGGGUGGUCCUCCUGGCUGUCUCUUCACGCUGCCGUCCUCGCCCAGCUCUGCCAGUGGCGGCACCCCCAGAAGCAGCAACGGGGACGUGGAGCGCGCUGGAAUGGAGCAGGCGGCGAGUGGCGAGCGGCAGGCAGCAAGGGGGGCGGAGAGCAUGGAUGGGCAGACGGCUUCUCCAUCCAAGCAGCCCGCGUCGCCCUGCAAGCUGUCUCCCUCGCCAUCCUGGGCGGCCAACAGACGGCGGAUUAAGCUGCGGGUGGAGGGCAGUCCAGUGGGGCGCACGGUGGAUCUGAGUGGCAUCGGCAGCUUCCAAUCGCUGUACGCCACGUGUGCAGCCAUGCUGCAGCUGCCUUUGCAGCAGCCCGCAGAGGCUGCAGGAGGUGCAGCAAAUCAGCUAAUCACACACACCUUCCCCCCUUUCUCCCCCACACUCGCUCCACCCUCCUUCUCUCCCCCCCCCCGCCCUUACUCUCCUCCUCCCCCUCUUGCCUCUCCGCCAGCUGCAGGAGGUGCAGCGGACCAGUCAAACGCACACACACCCCUGCAGGAGGUGCAGCGACUGCAGGAGGUGCAGCGGCGGCACGCGGUGAUUAAGAGGGGAGGCGCGGUGCUGGACCUGGGGUGUUGCCCGGGGGCAUGGCUGCAGGCAUGUGCUGCAGUGCCGCAGCGGUGGUGUGAUGGGCGGGUGCAGGUCAUUCAAUCAGAUGCCUUCACGCUCUCGCCCCUCUUCCUGCUCCGCCUCCUCUCCUCCCUCCAGGCAUGUCCCCUCGCUCCUUGCUGCUACAUCCCGUUUUCUCUCCUUUCCACCCGACUGCUUCACUUGCCUGCCUUCCCCGCCCCGCCAAACACUAUCUUGCUUUUGGCUGGCUCGCUUUACUGCGCCUCACCUUCAUUUUCGUUGUUGCCUCCCGCCCACACCUCCUCCUGCCAAUCCAAUCAAUUGCUUCUCCCUCCCUUACACAUUCGUUCCACUUCCCCCUCCGGCCCCACUCACCCAUCACCCUCCCUCUGCACCCACGUGCCAUCCAUCUCCACCGCUUCCUUCUCUCUAAUCCCUUCCCUGCCAUACCUUUCCCCGGCUCCAUCCCGGCUCCUCAUCCCCCUCGCCGUGCUUCACCGCGCUCCUCAUCCCCCUCGCCGUGCUUCACCGCACUCCUCAUCCCCCUCGCCGUGCUUCACCGCGCUCCUCAUCCCCCUCGCCGUGCUUCACCGCGCUCCUCAUCCCCCUCGCCGUGCUCCACCGCGCUCCUCUUCCACAUGUGUCCAUCCACCUUUGCCGCCUCUCUUACAUGGCUUCAACUGCUUCUUAUCGUUCCCGUUUCCCCCCUCCCCUUCCCCUCCUCCCGUUUUCCCCCUCCCCUUUCCUCCCAUUCCUUCCCCUUCCCCUCCUCCCGUUUUCCCCCUCCCCUUUCCUCCCAUUCCUUCCCCUUCCCCUCCUCCCGUUUUCCCCCUCCCCUUUCCUCCCAUUCCUUCCCCUUCCCCUCCUCCCGUUUUCCCCCUCCCCUUUCCUCCCAUUCCUUCCCCUUCCCCUCCUCCCGUUUCCCCCCUCCCCUUUCCUCCCAUUCCUUCCCCUUCCCCUCCUCCCGUUUUCCCCCUCCCCUUUCCUCCCAUUCCUUCCCCUUCCCCCCCCUCCAGUCCCACCCGUCCUCCCCCUCACCGCGCUUCACCACGCUGCUAUCGGACAUACCCAGCCUAUCCCGACAAAGGAGUGGUUGGGACCAGAGGCACAGGUGCAAGGGAGCCUGCAGGGGAUGCAGCACGAGGGGCAGGAGAGGCAGCAGGAGCAGAGAGGGCAGCAGCAGGGACGGCCUCAGUAGCAGCAGCGGGGUGGGCGGAGGGACCAGGUGCCCGCGUGCAAGGGGAUCAACAAGUGGGGGGACGGGAAGCAGAGGGGUGUGGGGAGGGAGGGGCAGCAGCGCAGGGGGGUGUGCUGGCAGUGGGGGGACACAUGGUGGUGAAGCUGCUGGAGGGUGACGACACUCCAGCCUACGUGGCAGCGUGCAGGCAGCUCUUCUCAUCAGUGACGCGCCUUCGCCCCAAGGCCACCCGGGCCUCCUCCCGCGAAAUAUAUGUCAUUGCCAAGGGGUUCAGAGGAGUUCCUAAGGGGUUCGAGGGGUUCUGA
Molecule: messenger RNA, 4248 nt
Organism: Closterium sp. Naga37s-1
Lineage: Eukaryota; Viridiplantae; Streptophyta; Zygnematophyceae; Desmidiales; Closteriaceae
Source: the annotation of a GenBank genome assembly